AAACUAUUCUUAAGAAUUCAGUCUUCAUUGUGAUCUUUAAUCAAUCAGUCACAUACUCAUUUAUUUCUAAAGAAAUUUAACAAAAAUAAUGGCAUCUGCUAAAUUGGUUUUCUUGUGUGCCGUUAUGGCCAUUCUCUCAGCCACCGCUUCAGCUGGUUUAUUGGACGCCAUAUUUGUACCCACCAUUUUGCAAGAGAAAUACCAACUUGCUCCCACCAAAGAGGGUUAUCGUCUUAAUUUGCAAGAACCCGAUGGCAGCUCACGCGAAGAAGUAGGCAUGGUCAUUAAUCCCGGCACACCCGAAGAAGAAUUAGUUGUUAUGGGUACCUAUACUGUGUACGAUGAAAAGACUGACACCGAAACCGUUACCAUGUAUACCGCCGAUAAGGAUGGUUACAAAUCCCGUUAUAUGCUUAAGAACCGUAAAUUGAGUCCUGGCUCCUUGAAAUCAUUGUCUGGUUAAACUUGUUUUAAUUAUUAAAUGAUGAAUGUUUUUUUUAUUUUUGUAAAUUUGUAAAUUAUUGUUAAAUAAUAAAAUGAUGAGUAAAAUGUA
Lucilia cuprina (Australian sheep blowfly) is the source of this 553-nucleotide messenger RNA. RefSeq names its product endocuticle structural glycoprotein SgAbd-9-like. The record is from RefSeq and is a predicted model, not a curated record. The coding region runs from base 89 to 463 and encodes 124 amino acids. The transcript has 3 exons. NCBI's taxonomy places the organism in Eukaryota, Metazoa, Arthropoda, Insecta, Diptera, Calliphoridae.